Molecule: messenger RNA, 675 nt
Organism: Tetrapisispora phaffii CBS 4417
Lineage: Eukaryota; Fungi; Ascomycota; Saccharomycetes; Saccharomycetales; Saccharomycetaceae
Gene: FCF2
Product: Fcf2p
Exons: 1
Coding region: 1-675 (224 amino acids)
Biological process (GO): RNA processing
Cellular component (GO): nucleolus
Molecular function (GO): RNA binding
Source: RefSeq, a predicted model, not a curated record
AUGGACAAGACUGUUGAGGAUCUGUUUAAGCAAUUAAAAGAGGCCUCCAAGACUGAGGAAGUGAAUAAAAAUGGGAACGGAACUGUGUCUUUAGAGGAGGAGGAUAUCUCAGAAAACAAGGAUGUCCUACAAUUGGAUGAUGAUUCAAAGGACACUGAGAAGGAAUUUGAGAAGAUUGAGAAGAAUUUGCGCCAGCUGCCAAAAUUACAAAACGAGUUUGAUCAAUUAAGUAAAGUAAGCAACAACGACGAGAAGAAACAUGAAGAUAUUCAAGGCAAAAAAGCAGUAAAACUAGAAAACAGGGAGAAGAGUGCAAGGUCGACUACUGAUUGGUUUACAAUGCCAAAAGUUGACUCUUACAAACGUGACCAAGUGCAAAGGGACUUGUUGCUGUUGAAACAUCGUUCUGCUUUAGAUCCUAAAAGACAUUAUAAGAAAGACAAAUGGAAAGUACCAGAUAGAUUCUCAGUAGGAACUAUAGUGGAGGAUAAGACAGAAUUCUUCAGUAGUAGAAUGACUAAUAAACAAAGAAAGUCCACUAUGUUGGAGACCUUGAUGGCUGAUGACGAUUCUAAUAAAUACUUCAAGAGAAAAUAUGCUGAAAUACAAGAUCGUAAAACAAGUGGUAAGAAAGGUCAUUAUAAAAAGAUAAAAGAAAUGAGAAAACGUAAGUGA